ACUUUCUCUGCGGAACCGAGGGCUGAAGUCAACGACGCAAAAUGGUGGCCUCGUCUUUCGCUGUCCUGAGAGCAAGCAGGUUGUGCCAACAGGAUUGGAAGAGCUGGGCGCGGCUGUUUGUACCUCCGCCGCUCAGCACUGGUGGCCGGACCACUUGGGCGCGGACAAAUGCGACGCUGAGCGUAGAGCCCGAGGGCCGCAGCUGCUGGGACGAGCCGCUGAGCAUCGCCGUGCGCGGCCUGGCCCCCGAGCAGCCCGUCACGCUGCGCUCUGCCUUGCGCGACGAGAAGGGCGCGCUCUUCCGAGCCCACGCGCGCUACCGCGCCGACGCUGGCGGCGAGCUGAACCUGGCGCGCGCGCCCGCGCUGGGCGGCAGCUUCUCGGGGCUCGAGCCCAUGGGGCUGCUCUGGGCCAUGGAGCCCGAACGGCCUCUCUGGCGCCUGAUCAAGCGCGACGUGCAGACGCCCUUCUUGGUGGAGCUGGAGGUGCUGGACGGACACGAGCCCGAUGGCGGGCAGCGGCUGGCGCAGGCGGUGCACGAGCGUCACUUCUUGGCUCCCGGGGUGCGGCGCGUGCCCGUACGAGAGGGCCGGGUGCGCGCCACGCUCUUCCUGCCCCCAGAACCUGGACCCUUUCCUGGGAUCAUAGACCUUUUUGGAGUUGGAGGUGGCCUUCUGGAGUAUCGGGCGAGCCUGCUGGCUGGGAAGGGCUUUGCCGUGAUGGCUCUGGCUUAUUACAACUACGACGACCUCCCCAAGAGCAUAGAAACCAUGCACAUGGAGUACUUUGAAGAAGCCGUGAACUACCUGCGCAGCCACCCCGAGGUAAAAGGACCUGGAAUUGGGCUGCUUGGGAUUUCCAAAGGGGGUGAACUUGGCCUUGCUAUGGCCUCCUUCCUGAAGGGCAUCACAGCUGCUGUGGUCAUCAAUGGCUCCGUGGCUGCUGUUGGGAACACCAUCUCCUACAAGGAUGAGACUAUACCCCCUGUGUCCCUUCUGAGAAACCAAGUCAAAAUGACCAAAGAUGGUCUCUUGGAUGUCGUGGAAGCUCUGCAAAGCCCUCUGGUAGACAAGAAGAGCUUCAUUCCCGUGGAAAGGUCUGACACGACCUUCCUGUUCCUCGUAGGUCAGGACGACCACAACUGGAAGAGCGAGUUCUAUGCUGAUGAGAUCUCCAAACGCCUGCAGGCGCACGGGAAGGAGAAGCCCCAGAUCAUCUGCUACCCAGCAGCAGGGCAUUACAUCGAGCCCCCUUACUUCCCGCUGUGCAGCGCUGGCAUGCACCUCCUGGUGGGUGCCAACAUCACCUUUGGAGGGGAGCCCAGGGCUCAUGCCGUGGCCCAGGUGGACGCAUGGCAGCAGCUCCAGACUUUCUUCCACAAACAGUUGGGUAGCAAGAGUUAGGGACUGUCCUCUAAAAUAUAACCUAUUAGUUGAUGGUUUGGGGGAAACCUCAUAUAUAUUAUCACAAUGUCAGUUCAGGUUAGUUCAUUUGAACAUAUUCUAAUUUUUUAAAGUUUCUUUCUUUUUUCUUUUUUCUUUUUCUUUUUUUCUUUUCUUUUUUUUUUUUUUUUUUUUUUUUGAGACAGGGUUUCUCUGUGUACCCUUGGCCGAGACCAGGCUGGGCCUGAAUUCAGAGAUCGGCCUGCCUCUGCCUCCCAAGUGCUGGGAGUAAAGCCACGCCCAGCUUAUGUUUUUUCUCAAUAUAAUAAGUGCCUAUGAAGGACUGAGGAUAUAUAGAGCUUGGUGGUAAUGCAUUCGUCUUUCUUCCAUAGUGCCCAGAAUUCAUUCCCCAGUGCCGUAAGACGACAAAGAAAUUAAAACUUUCUUAUAAAAAUGUGCCUGUGGACCUGGUGAGAUGGCUCCGUGGUAAAGGUGCUUUCUGCCAAGCCUGACAACUUAAGAUUUUUUUCCCCCAGGGUCUACAUGGUAGAAGGAGAGAACAAACUCUGACAAGUUGUCCUCUGACACACACAAGUGCUUGUGCGCGUGUGCGUACGCGCGCACGCACACACACACACACACACACACACACACACACACACACACGCGCACACACACACCACAUGUGUAAUUUUAAAAUGUGCCUAUCCAAAAAAAAAAAAAAAAAAAAAACAGAAUUCUUUUAUGUCAUGAAUUAAGGGGGAACCUUAAGUGUAAAUAUUCUUAUUAAAAUAAAAACUAGCUCAUUAUAGACAAAA
Molecule: messenger RNA, 2200 nt
Organism: Mus musculus (house mouse)
Lineage: Eukaryota; Metazoa; Chordata; Mammalia; Rodentia; Muridae
Gene: Acot2
Product: acyl-CoA thioesterase 2
Exons: 3
Coding region: 42-1403 (453 amino acids)
Biological process (GO): acyl-CoA metabolic process; fatty acid metabolic process
Cellular component (GO): cytoplasm; mitochondrial matrix
Molecular function (GO): long-chain fatty acyl-CoA hydrolase activity; thiolester hydrolase activity; medium-chain fatty acyl-CoA hydrolase activity
Source: RefSeq, marked validated